UGCCUCCCUGUCACCAUGGCAUCCGACGGCCCUGACCCGCAAGCCCUCAAGACAUGGCAGGAUGCCUUCCAAUAUCCAAUUCCGACCGUGCGCCGCGUGGAGCAGGAGCUCCGGCGCGACAUCGCGAGUAACAAGGAGAAGCUCCGCGCUCUAGUUGGGACGAGGUAUCGAGAAUUGGUUGGGACCGCAGAAACGAUUGUUUCCAUGAACCGCGAGAUACAAAAUGUGGAUGCGACAUUGGCCGACAUUGGACAGCGAUGCAACCCCCGAUUGAUGGAGAAGAAGUUUACACAUUUCCAUCAGAUCAAAGGUGAUGUCAGAGAUAAAGAUUCAGCAAAGCGCUCGUUAAGCGCUCAACUUGCUCUGCUUCAACGCUGUGCGGCCUCCAUCUCGCAACUCCUAAGGCGCCGUGGUUCCCUAUCGUUAAUGGCCAAGCUUACGGUUGUUUCUCGGCUUCUACACAACACGAUUUCCCAGCAAAAAUCGGUCCCUCCGUUCUUAGAGAACCUGCGCAACCAGAUAGCCUCACUCCAGCACACACUUAUACGGAGGAUAGAUAAGCGCCUUGCUUCGGCCACAUCAACGGCUGAUGAGAUUAUUGAGGCUUUAGUGGCUUACUGCCUGGCUACCAAGUCUUCUUCAGACGAUGCUAUACGCCGUUUCCAUCAAGUCCGCUUGGACCAUAUUGGGAGUCAGCUGGAAUCUCAAGAUGCAUCGGGAGAGCACGUUUUGAACGCGCUACGGUUAUAUGUGCGAACGCUUCAAUCAACUAGGGUCCUACUCUCCCGCCGUUUAUCCGAUGCUUUGGGGAAAUUGAAAGCACGGCCCAUCCUGGCCGAUCCGGAUAUUCGGGGGCUCGAUGAUCUAGGUCUCGAUGUCUUGGGCCGCUGGGUGGCCGCGGAUGUCAGCAAUUUUACUCCUUGGAUCAAGUUGAGUGAAUGCUCUAAGAGUGACGCCGAAAAGCUUAUUAAGCAAUGGUCCAAGCAAGCAUUUGGCAGGUUUGUCGACGGAUGCCAGAAAGCCCUGACGAACUGGCUGGGCUUCUCGAGCCUACUUUCACUUCGUGAAAAGACGGUGGAGCUAUGGCUGUCCUCCUGGGGUUCAACUCCUACACACUCAUCCUUACAGGUUUUGGAGGGUCUUCGGACCGUUUUCAACGAGCGACUCAGGCAAAUUCUGUCCGAUCAAGCUAAAUCUCUGAACACCUUGGGUCAUACUGUUGCGUCUGUGCUGUCGAGCUGGGACAAUCGAGAGCACAUGGUGUCUCACUCACUCUGGGACCAUGAACUGAUGUCUCUGGACUAUUCAAAUGGUGCUUCUGCUUUUAAACAAACGAUUGCGGAUAGGCUUCUUGGCCGGGAUGAGGAUAUAUCCGAUGUUCUCAAGAUAUACCAGGACUGGCUCUCGCUGAUCGAGGGUUCCAGACAGUCUGUCGAUGAAUUGCGACGAGUGCGCUGGACAGACAUUUUGGACGAAAGCGAGGACGGAGAUGUUGAUAUCGAUGCUACCGCCACUCUGAAUGAAGAUGAUCCUCAAUUACUACGGGAAGCGCUUGAGUCCGCUGUCAGAACAGCCUUUGAUGAUCUCGACUCUUCCUUCAAUGGUAUAUUUAAGGAAUUCGGAGCCUCACCCCAGAGCGGCAAAGCUGCAUUUAUGUUAAAGCUUAUCAGACUGGUGCGGCGCGAUCUCCCAACGGAUUUCCAUGACAGCAAGUUUGUCCUCUCGAAGGACAUUGUCCCACAGUUGCAGGCGUUGCUUGCCAACGAAGUGCUGAAGCAAACGCAGCCAUUACGGCUGAUAGCGGGCUCGGUGGCCAAAGCUCCAAGAGUGCCAGGUCGGACGCUUUGGGAGGGCGAUCCAGAAUCCCCUGUCCAGCCAUCUCCAUCUACAUUCAAGUUUUUGCGCCGACUCGUCGAGUCCAUGGAUGGACAAGGCCCAGGUAUCUGGGAUAUCUCCACCAUCAAUGUGCUCAAAGGUAGUACGCAGACAGAACUGUCCAAAACCAUCACCUCUGCUCUCGAGGCCCUGAGUCCUUCGUCAAGUGCCACCGACGGAGAUGCUGUGAAAGACUCAUCGGAAAGCACAGACGCGGACAAGGAUGAGGACAAUGAAACAUCCGAGAAAACUGGCCAAGAAAAGCCGGAAUCUGAGAAAACUAGCGAAACUGAGGUUCAAAACCUGAAUGACUGGAAGCUCCAGCUAUACUUUGACGCCGCCUAUUUGAAGAAUGCGUUGGCGUCCAAGGACCAGGAAAGUGAGGAAUUCAAGGCUUCUAUUGCCAAGCUCAGUAAUGAGGUUGCAUCUAGCCCGAAAUCUGUCAAGUUUAUGGACCAUGCUGCUUCCGAAUAUUGGAAACGCACCCAAUUGUUGCUGGGGCUUUUGGCAGUGGGCGCCGAGAAAUAGCUUGUCAGGCCUGGGUCUGGAAGGUUCAGGGUGGUCUCUACUGUGAUAGCACUAUAGAGCUGUACAUUAUUUGGAGGAUUGUAUAUAGAACACAAAAGAGCUACGUUGCGCAUUUGCC
Molecule: messenger RNA, 2521 nt
Organism: Aspergillus steynii IBT 23096
Lineage: Eukaryota; Fungi; Ascomycota; Eurotiomycetes; Eurotiales; Aspergillaceae
Exons: 3
Coding region: 16-2403 (795 amino acids)
Biological process (GO): intra-Golgi vesicle-mediated transport
Cellular component (GO): COG complex; Golgi apparatus
Source: RefSeq, a predicted model, not a curated record